This is a messenger RNA of Frankliniella occidentalis (western flower thrips), 597 nucleotides long. RefSeq lists its product as uncharacterized. The record is from RefSeq and is a predicted model, not a curated record. Bases 1 to 597 code for a protein of 198 amino acids. The transcript has a single exon. Lineage: Eukaryota; Metazoa; Arthropoda; Insecta; Thysanoptera; Thripidae.
AUGAACAUUGCGCACGCUGAAGCACUGGAGCACGCCCCCGCACGCUACCCCUUCACCAGAACUUCCGUCAAGUCCAUCACCAUUCCGAGCGGCUUCCGGGACAAAACCAUCCCAAACGUGCAUCUCGGACAAGUGCCGAAGCGCAUCGUUGUCGGAUUCGUCUCCAACGUCGCCUACAACGGCAGCUACCGCCAUAACCCGUUCAACUUCCAACACUUCAACAUCAACUACCUGUGCCUCUACGUCGACGCCGAACAGGUCCCCGCCGUCCCCCUGACCCCCGACUUCACCCACGGAAACUACGCGCGCUCUUACUACUCGCUGUUCGAGGGAACCGGAAUCAAGUGGAAGGACGAGGGAAACGAUAUAAAUUACGACGAGUACGGCAACGGUUACACACUCUUUGCGUUCGAUCUGACACCCGAUCAGUCUGCCCACAAACCGCACUGGAACGUGCAGCGCCAAGGCACCGUCAGGCUGGACGUGCGCUUCAAAGUCGAACUCCCCGUCGCAGUCAACUGCAUCGUUUACUCAGAGUUUGACAACCUCAUCGAAAUCGACAAAAACAGGAAAGUGAUCGUGGACUACAACGUGUGA